Choloepus didactylus (southern two-toed sloth) is the source of this 5510-nucleotide messenger RNA. RefSeq names its product ELAV like RNA binding protein 1 (gene ELAVL1). Lineage: Eukaryota; Metazoa; Chordata; Mammalia; Pilosa; Megalonychidae. The transcript is spliced from 6 exons. Gene Ontology annotation, molecular function: RNA binding. The record is from RefSeq and is a predicted model, not a curated record. Gene Ontology annotation, cellular component: ribonucleoprotein complex. Bases 97 to 1077 code for a protein of 326 amino acids.
CCGAGCGGAGCCGUUAGCGCCGCGCCGCCGCCGCCCGCCCACCCCGGAGCAGCCCCGGGCCCGCCCGCCCGCGUCCAGAUAUAAAAAAAAAAUACAAUGUCUAAUGGUUAUGAAGACCACAUGGCUGAAGACUGCAGGGAUGAUAUCGGGAGAACGAAUUUGAUUGUCAACUACCUCCCUCAGAACAUGACCCAGGAUGAGCUACGAAGUUUGUUCAGCAGUAUUGGCGAAGUUGAAUCUGCAAAACUUAUUCGGGAUAAAGUAGCAGGACACAGCUUGGGCUAUGGCUUUGUGAACUACGUGACUGCGAAAGAUGCGGAAAGAGCAAUAAACACGCUGAAUGGCUUGAGACUCCAGUCAAAAACCAUUAAGGUGUCAUACGCACGCCCGAGCUCAGAGGUCAUCAAAGAUGCCAACUUAUACAUCAGUGGACUCCCGAGGACCAUGACCCAGAAAGACGUGGAGGACAUGUUCUCUCGGUUUGGACGAAUCAUCAACUCCCGUGUCCUCGUGGAUCAGACCACAGGUUUGUCCAGAGGGGUUGCGUUUAUCCGGUUUGACAAACGAUCGGAAGCGGAAGAGGCAAUUACCAGUUUCAAUGGUCAUAAACCCCCAGGUUCCUCCGAGCCCAUUACAGUGAAGUUUGCGGCCAAUCCCAACCAGAACAAAAAUGUGGCGUUGCUCUCCCAGCUGUACCACUCGCCAGCUAGACGGUUCGGAGGGCCAGUUCAUCACCAGGCACAGAGAUUCAGGUUCUCCCCUAUGGGUGUAGAUCACAUGAGUGGGCUUUCUGGUGUAAAUGUCCCAGGAAACGCUUCUUCAGGCUGGUGCAUCUUCAUCUACAACCUUGGUCAGGAUGCUGAUGAGGGAAUCCUCUGGCAGAUGUUUGGCCCCUUUGGCGCAGUGACCAAUGUGAAAGUGAUUCGUGAUUUCAACACCAACAAGUGCAAAGGGUUUGGUUUUGUGACGAUGACAAACUAUGAAGAAGCUGCGAUGGCCAUAGCAAGUCUGAAUGGCUACCGCCUGGGGGACAAAAUCUUACAGGUUUCCUUCAAGACCAACAAGUCCCACAAAUAACCCGCUCAUGCUUUUUUGUACGGAAUAGAUCAUUAAGAGUGACAGAAGUUGAAACUUUUUUUGUUAUUGUACAACUCAUUUUGCGCCAAUUUUCACAAGUGUUUGUCUUAGUCUAAAUGAGAAGUGACAAGGUUUUUUAUACUCUGGGAUGCAACCGACAUGUUCAAAUGUUUGAAAUCCCACAAUGUUAGACCAAUUUUAAGUUUCUUAAGUUAUUUCCUUUAAAAUAUAUAUUAAACAGAAAUCUAAGUAGACUGCAUUAACUAACCAGUCCCUCUGGAUGGUGGUAAAACUGAAGCAUGCUUUAACUUAUAUGACCGUCUAACAUUUGUUUGAUUUGAUGUCUCCACAAACUGGAUUAAAAAAAAGUUAUCUUUUAGUUUUAGUUUUUAAACUAAAGAUGUUAGACAGAGGCUGAGUGUGCAUUUUCUCAACGUUUUAAAUGAUUUAUGCCUUGGUUGACAGGAGAUUGCUUUCCCAAGCAGGUCCAUUGCCACCUCCUGCUCACUCAGUCCAGGGCUCUGCAAAGUGGCCUUGGGAGUAGCAGCGUGCCCGUCCGACGUGCGCCACCACAGGGGAGGGGGGCCACAUGCCGGGCCAGACCUUCCAGAGAAGGACUCAAGCGUGUUUUGUAAGCCCAGGCGCCAAUGGGAAUGGACCAAAGAGUUUCAGGGAAACUCCAGUAUAUUCCAGAGUCAAAUCUAAGCUCCAGACACGCCUGAAGAUGUGUUGCUACUCUGACACCCCGAAUUUCUGUCCAAACAUUGCAUGCACGGUGCCCCACACUUCGGAUACGAUUGUUCAUGAGAAUUUUUCCCGUUUCCAAGAUCAUUUAACAUAGCUUGAAUGUGUAAGAUAGCUCUAUUUUUUAAUAACAUAUAAACAUUUGAGCAUUGUAUUUCUCGCAUCCCUUCUUGUGAGCGCUAGAUUUUUUUUUCUAUUUUAGUCGGAUUUUGUUUUGAAAUUUUGCUUUCGUAUGAACACUCAGCAGAAAAGUACUUACUUCUUGCCAGUUGUCUAUUAACAAAAACCUUUGAUUUGUAGUUUUAAAGAUUAACCCUCAGAGUUCUCUUCAUAACUGCCUUGACAUUUUGGGUUGUUCUGUUAAUUUUCUUUUGCUUUUUUGUGUUUUUUGUUUGUUUUUACUUUUGCAUUUAAGACCAUUAAAUUUGAUUUUGUUUUGCUCGAAUUUUGUUUUGUUUUUUAUUUUACAUUUUCUUUCUUUUUGGCUAGGUAAGAUACAGAUGGUCCAGCAUUCAGGGAGAAUUUUUAAGGUCUUAAUUCAUAAAUAUUUGUCUCGAGAAAAAGCCCUUGCAAAUCUGUGACAUAGAAACUGUGCAGUCACAGGCGGGUGUUUUUUAAAUGGGGAGUCAGGAGGCAGAGUCUGAGAGCAGACCUGUGGAGUGGGCAGGGCCAGGUCUCCAGGCAACUCUCCAGGAAUGUAAUCUAGUUUUUAUGAAUGUCUAGUGUACAGAGAGAAUCAAGCAAGGGAUAACUAGGAAACUUUGUACCAGCAGUUUUUAACUUUGAUGCGAGACUAAAACAUGUAAUGAGAGUCUGGGUUUUUUUUUGUUUGUUUUAUUUUAUUUUAGUUAUUGAUAGCAUGGCAUUAUGGAUUUAUUUAUUUAUCUUUCUAUUUACCUGUUGAAGUGGAAAAUGGGGUGCGAGGCCUGGCCCUUCUCCAGAGCAGGUCAGUGUUUGGAGUGGCCCUUGGACACUUUGAAUGCCCCAGGCUGCCAGUCCCCGUUCUCUUGCCCUGAUACUCAGUUGAGGUGCUGCCAGCUGUUUACAUUGUCCUCACAAAUCUAAGUGUGACCAUGUGCUUUUCCCACUAAAGGCAGUUUGUACCCAGGCCUGGUCCCUUACAUUGGUCAAGCACCAUUGAGGACCUCCUUGGAGGCCCACAAAAGCUACGGAUGCUAAGUAAAGGCCAGCUGUGGGGCUCCUCUUGAAACCCACAACCAAAGCCGGGCCGCCUGGAUUCAACACAAAUUCCCUGCUCUGGCACUCCAGAGUAUUCCUACCCCUGGGACCAGAAUGUUUUCCUAGAAAAAUACACCUUUCAGGUUGUAGCAGCCUUGGGUCCACGUCUUUGGAGUGAAGAUGGGAUUCCCAAUCCGGAAAUCUGCCCCAAGUCUCACGAUUUCCACACAUUCCUCCCAGCUGUAGCUAAUGUUUGAUUUCUUAAAAGAAUUUUGUUUUAAGCAGAAACUGUGAAAAUGGUGGUGGGCACACACCAGCACCUCAUCUCCCCCCCCCCCCCUUUUAUUUGAACCAUAUUGAUUUCUCUGAUGCUGGGACAGAUGGGAAGGAAAUGUGAACUAUAUGAACCUUUGAAAAUUACCUGAGAUUUCUCAGUUUGGUAAAAUUUUCAUUUUAUGUGGUCUCAGCUGUUUGAACAGUCCUCUAGCUAAAAAUCCCUGUGCAUUUCUUUGGGAGUUUUAAUUUGCAAGAGUGAGGAUGGAUUUAGCUUUGGAAAUGUUUCUCCUGAAAAGCAAUCUUCCUUCCCAGUCAAGGUACUAGAUGCUGGGUGGUAAACGUUCAUUACAUCUUAUCUGGAGAUAAUGCAAAAGGAAGGUCCCUUUUUUCAAAAUUUCAAUCCAGAAAAAAACAUUUAGGAAAAACUACGUAAGUUAAUCCUAUUUAUAUUUCGUGAACCAGGGCUCUCCUUUUAUUUGAGACUUUGAUUAAAAAGAACUAAGAGUAGAUAAUUUAUCAAAAGUUUAAUUUGGUCAAUAUCACAGAGGCUUUGAUUGAAUUCUGUUUUGGUCUAUGUAUCUUCCCCUGAUAGCUACAUGUUCAGCAGCUGGAAAUUGGCAAGCCUGUUUCUGGCUUAAAAUGGGCUGAAUUACCCAUUUCUGCCCUUAGGCUCGGCCCUUUAUUUGGCUUUUCAGUAAAAUGCCAAACUGUGGUUUUCUCAUGCUGGCUGUGCCUCUAGUCACAAGUCUUGUGCCAGUGACUUCCCAGCCAGGGCGCUCAGCCCCCUCCCCUUCCACCAUCUUGUGAGAAUAUCUGAAAGCAAGCGGGCUUCUUUCCCUUGGCCUGGCUGCAGAUGGUGCUAGAUGGGACCCCGCCUUGUUCCAGAAGGUGAGUCUUUCCUGCUCCAGUGGCAGCUGCCUUCACAUUUAAGAGUCUGCAUUUGCUGUCAUUUCUAAGCAACCCAGUAUCCCAGGCCCUGGUCUGGGCUGCUGCAGGGAGCCCAGCCGCCACCUCGGAGCUGGCAGCUAUGGGUUCAUGGCUGUAUUAGAGAGUAGGUGGUGGCUCCAGAGACAGUUACUGGCAAUUAUUUAUCCUGGGUUGCCUCCAAUUGAGGGUUAUUUGCCCAUGAAGUGUUGAAAAGAUGAGACUGCCCCCCAAUCCUGUGUGGGGCUUGAAAAUUAAAGUUAACGUCACUCAGCUGUUCCAUUUCAUGUCCCAUUCAGCAUGAUUUUAUUUCUGUAUGCUUUUGAAGCCUUCAUGUUUGGGAUAAAAGACAAUAGUAAGUUGACAAGGGCCUCUUUUGCCCGCCCCACACCAUUCCACCUCAAACCCUUUUCUGACUUCCCAGGACCUCCCACACCUGCUCUGACCUCUGAGGCAGCUCCUGAGGAGAAACCUCCUCCUGGUCAUCAGGCUCCUGGGCCCACAUUCCCAGACUUCCUGAGCCAGCCCUGAAGUCACAAGUGCUUUCUGUUGAGUGGCAUUUACAAAACCUACCAUUUCUUAAAGUAGCGGUAGACUCUGAGCGGCCAGCUGAAUCCCGGACCUCUUACAGGGUUCACAUUUCAAAACCUCUUGAUUUUCCUCGGACCUCUAAUGAUUGUAUCAUAUUUUUCCACAACUUUUUGGUGACAGUUUUUUGCUUGGUCACUGAAAAAAAAUCACUUGUAACACACCACAGGUAUUAAGUUAGGCUCCCCAAAGGUUUGACCAGUGGCAUUGAGUACUGUAUUUUUACUUUCCCCCUGAAGGGUUUUCCUUUGGUGCCACCUCUUUUACCAUGUGAUGUUUGGUUUACAGUGACUUGCUUUGGGAGGGGCGGCUUUUUCAAUUGAUUCCAUGUUGUACAGAAGAUGGUUAGACAUUUUGUAUAUUAGUGUGUUUUAAGUUAUUGAUUUGUUUUAUAUAAAAUAAUUUAUUUUUCAGGUACCAUUUUUCAUUUUAACUUUGUUUUUACAUGGGUUUGUUUUCAAUAAAGUAUGACACUGCUGUCCAAAAGCCAACAAUAAAAGUGAAUCCCAUUUGUGUUCUUUUGAGGAUGCUUAUGUAACUAGCUUUUUUAUUAUUUUCAGAAAAGCACUGAUCCUUUUUCCAUCUUCCCAUUGCCUUUUUUAUCCUUGUGAAUAAAUGUUCUUUAGUGUUUUAGAAGGAAAAAGCAAACCUAGAUUUUGAUAAUCCAGAAGAUUUCAGAUUAAUAAAGAAGCUUCGAAAGAAGACCAUUUUUCAAAAUUUCA